CAGGGGCGCCUUUGUACUGCUACGAGAACGCUUAGCUACUUGUUACCGUUAUUUUGUUUUGCUUUGACUAAUAGCAGACUUAAAGUAUGCCUAAUUUAAUGCGCUCUCCGCCACUAAAUAAGUCAGUAAGUUUUUCGGAAACGGACAUGGAUAAGGUGGGCCAGUUUUCUGGAUCUUUGGAGGAUGUUAUUAACAUUACGCAACGAGAUAACAAACGGCGCCGGAUUACGGACGAGUGCAUGGAUAGCACCUCAACAGAUUUACGGACUAUAGUUAGAGAAGAGUUAUGUAAUAUAAUGAAACCCCUUCAACAAGAAAUAAAAGAAAUUAAAGAUUUUAAUAAACAAAUUCAAAAUUCUAUGGAUUUUCUGGUGGAGCAAAAUAAGGAAUAUCAGACGAAGAUAAAUGAGCUUGAAGUGCAAUCUAAGAAAAAUAGAGAUUAUAUUAACAUCCUGGAAAGCAAACUCGAAGAUAUUCUUAUAGCGAGUCGUAAAACAAACUUUGAAAUAAAAAAUGUUCCAAAGAUGAACCCUGAGACUAAACAGGACCUCAUAGAAAAUGUCACAAACUUGUUCAAGACUGUGGACUGCUCAUUACGAAAUUGUGACAUUAAGGACAUUUAUCGAGUGAGAGGAAAUCAUCCUGAAAAGAAGAAUACUCCAAUUAUUGUGGAGACUAACUCUGCUAUUUUAAAAGCGGAAUUCCUAAAGAAGGUAAAAUUUUUUAACAUGAAACAUCAAAAUAAAUUAUGUGCCAAACACAUGGGCUACAAAACGCAGGAGGAUACUCCAAUAUUCGUAUCAGAACACCUCACAGCAAAAGGAACACGUCUCCAUUUCCUAGCCCGUGACCUCGCUAAGUCGAAGAGUUACAAAUUUUGUUGGACGGCUUAUGGAAAAGUAUUCGUUAGAAAAGAUGAAAAUUCUCCAAUAAUAAAUAUUAGGACUGAAGAGCAAGUCCAAGGCUUAUUCCAAGAUAAAUGACUAUUUUUGCAGCUUAACGUGUGUAUGAAUAACGAUGAACUAUAUGUACGUCUAUGGUUAAACUUAAUGAAGUUUGGGGAAAUGCUGCAAAGACUCAUUUUAUAGGAUUAGAAAGAGCACAGAGAUUCCUGAUCAAAAUUAUGUAUUUUAAGAAAAAGCGAUAUUCAACUGAACUCUUAUACAAUGAGUGUAAUCUGCUUACGGUUAGACAGUUGUAUAUUUUGCAUUGUGUACUGUAUAAGCAUAAAACUACAGAAUAUGAUCCUAAAGUUGAAACAAGAAGAAGGAGAUACAUAGUAGCUAAAAUACCACAAACUAGAACAUAUUUUGCACGAAGACAAUUCUAUGUAAUAUCAGCCCAAUUAUAUAACAAAAUUAACAGAGUAAAUAAUAUAUAUAGAAAAUUGUAUAAGGAAUGUAAGUUUGUGAUUACUGGAUGGCUUAAAACGAAAAGUUAUGAACAGACUGAGGCUUUACUAUAGUAUAAGGAUAAAUGUAUAUUAACAUAAAUAUAAAAUAUAGUUUACCUUAGUAUACGAAUCUAACACUUUUUCAAAUGCACAUUAUAUAUUUAUUUAAUUACCUUACUCGUACUUUACAAGGUUAAUUUGCUUUUAUGAAAGAGCGGAGUCUCCUGGCACAGGCUUGCACGCUUAAAAGGAGACUCCAAUCAUAUUUCUUGUGUCAUGUGCUUUAAGAA
Amyelois transitella is the source of this 1683-nucleotide messenger RNA. RefSeq lists its product as uncharacterized. Bases 87 to 983 code for a protein of 298 amino acids. NCBI's taxonomy places the organism in Eukaryota, Metazoa, Arthropoda, Insecta, Lepidoptera, Pyralidae. The record is from RefSeq and is a predicted model, not a curated record. The transcript has 2 exons.